AUGACUUUUCAUUCAUUCACUCCUACUGUCAAAAAAGUUAUAACUUUGCUGAUGUUCUAACGAUAAAUGUUUUUACUUUAUUGUCGUACUGCAUUCCCACGCUUUUACUUAUUUACACAAAGCAAUAACAAUCGAGUAAUUAAUUAAGUUGACAAAUAAAUCAAUAACAUUGUGAACUUUAGUGGCAAAACAUUUGAGAUAAAUGGUGAUUUACAUCGGCUGUAGUGAAUUAAUCAGCUGAAUCAUAAUGAAAGCGCCUUUUAAAUAACUGGAAGUAGGUGAAGUGUGAAGAAUAACAUUGAAUUGUACGAAGUAGUGCGUUCCUGUUGUGUUGGAGAUGACGGAUAGUACCUUCGUUGCGAAGCCGGCGCGGGGUUGGCUGCACCCCGACUCAGUGCUCGCCAGCGAUGGGAUCACAUACGCAGUCAGAUACAUAGGGUGCAUGGAGGUUCUAACAUCAAUGAAGAAACUGGACUUUGAAACAAGAUCUCAAGUAGCAAAGGAAUGUAUUGCGAGGGUGUGUGCAGCUGCUGGUUUGAGGUCAGCAGACAAGAAGCGAAGAGUCUGUCAGGCUGCAGUGAGAGCAUUAGCCGCACGUCCACGGAUGGCACAUUCUGGUGCCAAUGUAGCACUGACCAUAUCAUCUAAAGCAAUAACUUUAGCGGCACUUGAAGGUGGAGAGACAAUAGCUCGUCACGAUAUGCCUCGAGUGUCAUUCGCCUCAGGAGGGGAUACAGACUCUUUAGACUUUGUAGCUUAUGUAGCCAAGUCAGUGCCCCCCGCUGAAUGGAGGGCAUGUUACGUACUAGAGUGUGGAGGUAGACUAGCACAAGAUGUCAUAGCAACCAUAGGACAAGCAUUUGAACUCCGUUUUAAAGAAUUUUUGACGAAACCCUCAUCGUUAAAUUUAAACGGAGGUCGCGUGCUAUGCGGCGCUGCGUCGGGCGGGGGCAGCGUGGCGCCGGACGACCGGGAGUACUACAACGACAUGCCAGACAAGACGCCGCCGGAGACCACCACCUCGUACAGACAUCCCCCGCCCCCGCCUCUAGCGUCACUCGCCUCCCUAGCUCCUAUAUCUUCGUGUGAGGAGAGUGUGAGGCAUUACGUGAACCAAACCCCUCCGCCCCGCACCCCUCCUACCGCUUUGCUGCCAAAUCAUCACACCGACAUCUUCGAUAUGCAACCGUUCACAGCAGCGCCAGUAACCUCAUCGUCAGCAGCAUCUUCAUCAUCGACGGCUUCAGUAUCGUCGCCUAACGACGUGCCCGCGGAGCCACUGUCUGCGCAGGCGCAGGCCGCCUUACUGGCCCGGGAACCGUGGUUCCACGGACCUAUAUCGAGAACUACAGCUGAAAAGCUAGUGGUAGAGGACGGCGAGUUUCUCGUACGUGAGUCGGCGGCGUGUCCUGGCCAGUUCGUUCUGACUGGAGCCAGGAAAGGUAGCCACAAGCACUUGCUACUUGUCGACCCGAAUGGAGUGGUACGAACCAAGGAUCGAGUGUUUGAAAGUGUACCGCAUCUAAUUAAAUACCACUGUAGCAACGAGCUCCCAAUCGUCUCCGCUGACUCUGCGCUGUUACUGCGCAAACCCGUGCUAAGGGACGGCGCGUCAUGAGGCCUACCUACACCCACUGACACCAGACUCGACAUUACACCGCACUUACGACUCAAAACUUCCAUCUUUGUAUGACUGAAGUUAUAAGUCACGCUGUAAUGCAAUGAGACGAUCAGUAGGAAUUGAUAGAGCUUAACAAAAGCAAUAGUUUACGGGAUCACCUUACUUUAGC
Molecule: messenger RNA, 1790 nt
Organism: Spodoptera exigua (beet armyworm)
Lineage: Eukaryota; Metazoa; Arthropoda; Insecta; Lepidoptera; Noctuidae
Source: the annotation of a GenBank genome assembly